Penicillium canariense is the source of this 1737-nucleotide messenger RNA. RefSeq names its product alpha-keto acid decarboxylase family protein. The transcript has a single exon. Gene Ontology annotation, molecular function: thiamine pyrophosphate binding; carboxy-lyase activity; magnesium ion binding. NCBI's taxonomy places the organism in Eukaryota, Fungi, Ascomycota, Eurotiomycetes, Eurotiales, Aspergillaceae. The coding region runs from base 1 to 1737 and encodes 578 amino acids. The record is from RefSeq and is a predicted model, not a curated record.
AUGCCAGACGGAAUCUCUGUAGCUGAGUACCUGUUUCGUCGUCUCCGCGAGGCAGGCCUAAAUGCCGUGCAUGGCGUUCCAGGCGACUACAACCUGAGACUUCUCGAUUAUGUUGUACCGGCGGGGCUUGAAUGGAUUGGAAAUUGCAACGAAUUGAAUGCUGGAUACGCUGCAGACGGGUAUGCUCGCAUCAAGGGUAUAGGGGCAAUUGUGACGACCUUUGGCGUUGGGGAGUUGUCGGCUAUCAAUGCGAUCGCCGGUGCUUAUGCAGAGAUGGCACCGGUGGUGCAUAUCGUCGGUACUCCGAAUCAGACCGAUCAAGCUAAUGGAGCCAAGCUCCAUCAUUCCUUGUGUCGCGGAAUGCCUGAUGAUUUCAAGAUGUUCGCCGAAAUGUACGAGAAAGUCACUGUCGCGCAGGAGAAUCUUACGGAUGUCUCCGCAGCAGCCGCACAAAUUGACCGGGCCAUUCGUGAGUGCUUCUUCCAGUCUCGGCCUGUUUACAUACGGGUGCCUAUGGACAUGGUGGAUGCUAUCAUCCCCGGAACUCCGCUUGCCCGAGCGCUGGAUCUCACACCUGCCCCGAGCGACCCUAUCGUUGAAGAUGAAGUCUGCAAUAUAAUUGUGGACCGUAUCAAGAACGCAUCAAAUCCAUUCAUCUUGGUAGAUGCGGGAACUUCGCGUUACGGGCUUUCGAGCCAGGCUGAUGAACUGAUCAAGGCCACCGGGUUUCCAACUGCCACGACACCGUUUGGCAAGGGAAUUGUUGAUGAGACCCUUUCCAAUUUCCAUGGGAUUUACGGAACGGUGGGGCCGAACACGUACACAUCUUAUGUGGACUCUUGCGAUCUUAUCAUCAACAUCGGCCCGGCUCACAGCAAUGUGAACACAUACUAUUUUGCUACCGUCCCCAGGCCGGAGGUCACUGUCGCUAUCGACAGAAAUGCCAUCCAUAUUGGAAACCGCGUCUGGAAUGUGUCACCGCAGAAUGUUCUCCGAGCAGUCCUCGAUUAUCUAAAAGAAAAUGCACUCGGUCACCUCGCGCCAUAUCCCGAUUUGCCGGACUUGUGCCUGGCCCUCAAAUAUCUUCCUCCAGUCAAGUCAGACUCCAAAUUGACACAAGACAUCUUCUGGCUCCGCAUGUCGACCUUCUUCCACAGUGGUGACAUUAUUCUCACUGAAACCGGAACCGCUAGCACCGGAGGACGGGACUUCGUUCUACCAAAAAAUACGACGCUUAUCAAUUCGAGCAUCUGGCUCUCCAUCGGGUAUAUGCUCGCCGCGACGCAAGGGGCUGCGCUCGCACAACGACACAUCGCCCGGUUCAACGGUCCCCUCUCAAACGGUCGCACCAUCCUCUUCGAAGGCGACGGCAGCUUUCAAAUGACGGCUCAAGAGCUGAGUACCAUCAUCCGGCAAAAGCUAGACGUGAUCAUUUUCAUCAUCAAUAAUAACGGGUAUACGAUUGAACGGCUUAUUCACGGCCCACAAGAACCGUAUAACGAUGUCGCUUCAUGGAGAUACCUCGAAGCACCGUCAUUCUUUGGUGCGAAAAAAUCAGAUACGUCGUAUCCUGUCUUUACUGCGAGAGCGGGCACGUGGGCCGAGCUUGAUGGUAUUCUAGGGAGAGACGAGUUGCAGACUGGGAAGGGGUUGAGAAUUGUGGAGUUAAUGAUGGAUGUGAUGGACUCUAACGAUACUUUGAGAUUGAUGCUGGAAAUGUAUAAAAGUAAGGAAUGA